AUGAGCUCCUCGAUGGACACCAUAGAGAUUGUGGGCGGCGUCCACGCCGGGACGAAGCGGUUGCAACUUAAGUCUGUCUUGGAGCGAUAUGGGGAGAUCGACAUUUGUCACAAGGUGGGUGACCCGAUCCAGCACAUUCCAUGGGUACGCUUCGUCAAUGCUUCAGGGGCACGACAGGCCAUGGACGCCAUAGACAGGCAGGAGGUGCUUAUUGACGGUGUUGCCAUCAAGGCAAGGUGGAAGCCUCGUGGCAAGGACAAUUUGGCAGAUGAAAGGAAAGGCUACACAAGCCGGGACAUUUUCAUGGCCGAAAGGGACCGCAAAGGUGGUGGCGGAGGAGGUGGUAGCAGAGCACUGCUCAAUGAGAAGCGCCGCAGCCGCAGCCGCAGCAAUGGCAGGCGCAAUGCACGUGGCGGCGGCGGCGGUGGCGGUGGUGGUGGCAGCAGGUCUUUGAUGGAUGACAGGCCGCGUGACCGUGAUCGAGGUUACGAUGACAGACGCCGGGAUGAGCGAUAUGAUGACAGGCGUCGGGAUGACCGAUAUGAUGACAGGGGUCGUUAUGACGACAGGCGUUAUGAUGACAGAGGCCGCCAUGAUGACAGAGGGCGCUAUGAAGACAGGCGAGGUGAUGACAGGCGUGAUGACAAGUAUGAUGAUCGCCACGACGACAGGCCAUCGACAACUGGAAGGUUUCAACUCACCGCUCGGGCGCAGGAGGCAGAUGCGGCUGAGCCGCUGCCGUCGACGUCUUUGCCCUUCGAGGUAGCUACACUUUGA
Durusdinium trenchii is the source of this 777-nucleotide messenger RNA. The record is from the annotation of a GenBank genome assembly. Lineage: Eukaryota; Dinophyceae; Suessiales; Symbiodiniaceae.